Molecule: messenger RNA, 1155 nt
Organism: Harpegnathos saltator (Jerdon's jumping ant)
Lineage: Eukaryota; Metazoa; Arthropoda; Insecta; Hymenoptera; Formicidae
Exons: 4
Coding region: 140-955 (271 amino acids)
Source: RefSeq, a predicted model, not a curated record
GCAUAUUUCGACAAUAUUUCAAAAGAGAAAUUGGAGGUGGAUAUAUUAUAUAAGCGCGAGUGUCGGUUUUAGGAAGAAAGUAUCGCCGCAGAAUUUGCGUCGGAAAGAGCGGCAAUCGCGCGUCGAGAUCAGAGCAACAAUGUUCAAAAUCGCAAGCUGCAUCUUCAUCGCCGUCUGCAUCAACUUUCAACAAGUUGUUGCAGCUGCCUCUUUCCCCUAUUCUCUGGGAUCUCUGGGAUCGCGGGGAGUGUUUGGUCCGCUAGGAUCGUUGUUAGAUAACACGAAAGAUACAAUAUUAGAUGCAAAAGAUAAAAUAUCCGAUGUGAAAGAUAAAGUGUCGGAUAUGCAAGAUGAAAUGUUAAACUCGUUUCCGGACAUACUUCAGAAUAUAAUCGAACAGAAGGAUGAAGCUUUGCAAAAUAUCAACAACAUGAGCGAUAUGGGCAAGGAAAUCGGUACGAAAAUUUCUACCGGCUUACAGAAGAUCAAGGAUAAAGGCGAGCAGUUUAUGGAAGAGGCUCAAAAUAUCGAUAUUCCGCCGUGUAACAGGCUAUACAAUAGAGGACUCGCUGUCCUCAUGAAUUUGAUAUCAAAGUCUAGUGACUGCUUAUUCAACAAAAUACGAGAGAUCAAUGGCGGAUUUCAAGAUCUCAUUGAAGUACUAGACAUCUUGCGGGAGAAUGUACCAAAACGAAUACAGAACGCAAGACAGUGCUUGCGUGACAAUACUUCCAAACAAAUAUCGUGCGUGUUUGAGGCAAUUAGAGGCAUAUCCAAGCUAGGGAUCACGGUUGCGAAAGCUGCGAAGGCGGUUACUCAGUUAACUUUACUUUACCCAAGUGUCAAAAUGUGUUGUGAGGUGGAGGCUGCCAAAUUGAUAUCAACAAAUUUAAUCGAUUUCAUCAAAGACGCGCCAUUGUGCGUUUCUUCACGUUUUGUCAAGAACAUCCAGUGAACCACUUAUCGAACCACUAAUAUCCUGACAGUCCAUCUAUUAUUAUACGUAUAUAUUACUAUUAUUAUUGAGUGAGUUAGCCGAUACAAUGUUCCUACUUUUUUCACUCCUACUUUUCACACGCAAAACGACGACGUACAGAUAUAUACCAAAUACACCAAAGUCCAAUAAAUGGUAAAUUGACACUGCUGAUGACUUUA